Molecule: messenger RNA, 981 nt
Organism: Jatropha curcas
Lineage: Eukaryota; Viridiplantae; Streptophyta; Magnoliopsida; Malpighiales; Euphorbiaceae
Source: RefSeq, a predicted model, not a curated record
UAUAUAUAUAUACACACACACAACAUAAACCGUGUGCAAUUUAUAAACACCUUUCUUUCUGCUAUUUUAUAAAGUUUUUGUGUCCGUGUCUUCCAUUCCACCCAUCUCCACCGCUCUCACUUCUCUCUCUCUCUCUCUUUCUUUAAUUCUUUCCUUCUUCCUAUGAAACUAAACCUGAAACCAGAAAAAUGACCACGGCACCUAAACCUGCACCAACCAUUAAUAUUGCUUCAUCGCAGCCAAUCAAUCCUGAAUGUUGUAUGUGUGGAGAUUUUGGCCUUUCUUAUGAGCUUUUCCAGUGCAAGAUUUGCCAUUUCAGAUCUCAGCACAGAUACUGUAGCAAUCUUUAUCCGAAAGCGGAGUCUUAUCAAGUCUGCAAUUGGUGUUUAGGCAAUGAAGGGAAAGAAAAAUCGCAAAAUUCUUCGAAUUCAUCAUCGUCAAAUAAGAACAGCAGCGAAGAUGAUAGCAGCAAGAGUAUAAAAAAAGGCGUAAAGAACCAGAGAGGAAGUUUACAGUUGGAAGUAAUUAAUAGCCCGAUCAAGAAACAAAGAUCGCCGGAAAGAUCGCCGGUGACGACCAGAAGAAGACUUAUCACUUAUGGUAAAUUAGAAGAGAAGAAGCUAAUUAGAAGAACAAAAUCAGAAGAAAUAUCCAAUAAUAAUAAUAAUAGUAAUAGUAAUGGAAUCACCAUUACGCAAGUAUUUAGAAACAGAGUUAGAAGGUAUAAGCUUCUUGAUGAAGUUUCAAGCUGAUAAUUAAUCAAUCUCCAUUAAUUAUCACUCUUUUCUUUUCUUUUCUUUUCUUUUCUGGUGGAAAUUUUGGUCCGUAGAAAUUGCGGUUGAUGAGGAUUUGGUCAUUUUCCCUGUAUAUUUUCCAGUAUAUGAUAAUGUUCAAAUCGACCAAUCCAGUUCAAGAAAAAGAAUCAGAAUAAUUAUCACCAUUAAAACGUUUUAUAGAUGGCUUCUUUUUUUUUGUAGCCAA